UGUGUGCGCGCGCGCCCGUGUGCCGAUGGGGCUGCGUGUGCGUGUGUGCGCCCUCGCGGGAGUGAGUGCGUGAGAGCGCGCGGCGGGCAGGCGGGCGGGCGGGCGGGCAGAGGGAGAGACACCCAGCCACCGACUGCUGCAUUGCUGCUGAGCCACGACUCGCUCAGCCCCCAAUAUGCGGCCGCUGCUGCCGCUGCCCCCACCGCCGCCGCCGCCGCCGCUGCUGCCGCUGAGGGGCCCGCGAUCUGGUGGAGAUCAGCAGCAGAGCGGCGGCUGCAGGUGGAGAGCAGCGCGGUGGGCUUGAGUCGGGUCGGGCUCUUUUCUCCCUCCCCUCCCCUGCUUCCCCUCCCCCUCCCCGAUCCCCUCCUCCCCGUCCGCCCGCCCGUUCGCCCGCCGCGGGUCCGCGCCAGGGAUUGGCACCGGCUUCUCCCCGACCCUUAUUUAUGAUGCUUUUUUUCUUGGGUGCUCUGCCUGUGAUGGUUUUUAGGCGGAGCCGUUUGCACCAAAAACUGUAGCAACUGCUCCCCCUUCUCUCCCCCUCCCCCCAUCCCUUCCCUUCCCCUUCCCUCCUCCCCUCCGAUACUGGAUCAACAGCAGAAGAGGGACUGGUCGGGAUCCGCGCAGAUAGACAAUGAAUAAUCGCAAGAAAUUGACUUGAAUUCCCCCGAAGCCGGCGCCGCCGCAGCUGAAGGCGGCUCUCUUUUUUCUUUUUUUCCUUCUAUUUUCUUCUUUAAAGCCAGAGGGAGCACAAACAAACAAUUUGUUUCUUGUACCUUGUUCCUUUUCCCCCCUUUUUUCUUUUUCACCUUUUGGGGGAUUUGCAAACCGAAUUACAUGCAUGUCCAGUGGGGGUAGGUUUAAUUUUGAUGAUGGAGGGUCCUACUGUGGAGGCUGGGAGGACGGCAAAGCGCACGGCCAUGGGAUCUGCACUGGCCCCAAGGGCCAAGGAGAAUACACCGGCUCCUGGAGUCACGGCUUCGAGGUGCUGGGGGUCUACACCUGGCCCAGUGGCAACACGUACCAGGGCACUUGGGCGCAGGGCAAGCGUCAUGGCAUCGGCCUGGAGAGCAAGGGGAAGUGGCUGUACAAGGGAGAGUGGACUCACGGCUUUAAGGGACGCUACGGGGUCCGGGAGUGUACCGGCAACGGGGCCAAGUACGAAGGCACCUGGAGCAAUGGAUUACAGGACGGCUAUGGGACCGAGACCUACUCGGAUGGAGGGACUUACCAGGGUCAAUGGGUUGGUGGAAUGCGCCAAGGCUAUGGCGUCCGGCAGAGCGUCCCGUACGGCAUGGCUGCGGUCAUCAGGUCACCCCUGAGGACAUCCAUCAACUCGCUGAGGAGUGAGCACACCAAUGGCACAGCACUGCAUCCAGACGCCUCACCUGCUGUGGCCGGCAGCCCUGCGGUGUCCCGGGGGGGCUUCGUCCUUGUGGCUCAUAGCGAUGCCGAGAUCCUCAAGAGCAAGAAAAAGGGGCUUUUCCGGCGGUCCCUCCUGAGCGGCUUGAAGCUGCGGAAGUCGGAAUCCAAGAGCAGCCUGGCCAGCCAGAGGAGCAAGCAGAGUUCCUUCCGCAGCGAGGCUGGAAUGAGUACGGUCAGCUCCACUGCCAGUGACAUCAACUCCACCAUCAGCCUGGGUGAGGGGGAGGCGGAGCUGUCCGUCAUCGAGGACGACAUUGACGCUACCACCACUGAGACCUAUGUAGGCGAAUGGAAGAAUGACAAACGGUCUGGCUUUGGGCUGAGCCAGCGCUCGGAUGGACUCAAGUACGAGGGGGAAUGGGCCAAUAACAAACGUCAUGGUUAUGGGUGCAUGACUUUCCCGGAUGGCACGAAGGAGGAAGGGAAAUAUAAGCAGAACAUUCUGGUGAGCGGAAAGCGAAAGAACCUGAUUCCACUGAGGGCCAGCAAGAUCCGGGAGAAGGUGGACCGAGCUGUCGAGGCAGCCGAACGAGCAGCCACCAUCGCCAAGCAGAAAGCGGAGAUCGCGGCUUCCAGGACCUCGCACUCCCGGGCCAAGGCGGAGGCAGCCCUCACCGCAGCUCAGAAAGCCCAGGAAGAAGCCCGGAUGGCCAGGAUCACUGCCAAAGAGUUCUCACCUUCCUUCCAGCACAGGGAAAAUGGACUUGAAUGCCAGAGGCCAAAGCGUCAAAACUCGAGCGACGACAUCGAAGUGAUCUCCACAGGGACCCCCUUGCAACAAGAAAGCCCUGAGCUGUACCGGAAAGGCACAACCCCUUCCGACCUCACCCCCGAUGACAGCCCCCUCCAGAGCUUCCCUGCCAGCCCCUCCAUCACACCACCACCAAUCCCUGCCUCCCGAAACAAGAGUGCUCACUUCUCCCGGCAGAUCUCUGUGGAUGAAGAGCGAGGCGGGGAGAUCCAGAUGCUGCUGGAGGGCCGGGGUGGGGACUACCUAAGACCCAACAGCUGGGGCGAUGAGAAGGUAGGGGGGUCGAGAGGGGUGCGGAGCGGUGCCCUGCGGAGCUGCCAGCCUGGGGACGACUACCGCAGCCGCAGCUCGGGUCACAAGCACCCGUCGUCCUCGUUGGGGAACCAUAAGCCCCGGGAGAGGUGGGCAGAUUCCCCCACCCCGUUCUCAUGGACUUCCCACCACCGACCCAACAACCACAGCUCAGGAAAUCCCAAGCUGCUGGAGUUGGACGAGAAGCUAAGCAAUUAUGAGAUGGAGAUGAAGCCCCUCAUGAGGAUGGAUUCUUAUAUGCAAGAGGUGCACACCCAAAAAAGACACUACAGCAAAGCCGGGGCCUGCCGGAGCUUGGUGGAAGAUCACCGCUCCGACGACCGGGCCUUCGGGGUGCAGAGACUGAGGUCCAAGUCCCAGAACAAGGAGAAUUUCAGGCCGUCGUCUUCUGCCGAACCCACAGUGCAAAAACUGGAAAAUCUAAGGCUCGGGGACAAAGCCGAGCCCCGGCUACUGAGAUGGGACUUAACCUUCUCCCCACCCCAGAAAUCCUUACCUGUUGCACUAGAAUCUGAUGAAGAAAAUGGGAAUGAGUUAAAGUCCAGUACGGGCUCAGCUCCUAUUCUCGUAGUCAUGGUGAUCUUGCUAAACAUUGGAGUCGCCAUUUUGUUUAUUAACUUUUUCAUCUGAUGAGAUUGUCUUAGCAAAAAUAACUGUUCUACAUACAGAUAGGGGAAAAGAGAGGAAAACAAAACAUAAAACAAAACGAAACAAAAAAAAAGGGAACGAACGUAACUCUGACUGUCCAACAACUUCCAAGUCUUUUCACAGAAGAACAACAUGAUUGGGUAUCACUCACAGUUUGCCUUUUUUUCUGGGUAAUGUUUUUUGGAUUUUAGCCAAAAUUCUUUGCUUGUAUAACACUAUGCUGUGUGACAUGGCAGAAGGUGGCCGACACACCGGCCCUCCCAGCUAGACACAGAAAGGGAAGAGAAGGGAUCUCGGAAAAUCAACAGCAAAAAGUCAAAUCACCUUUGUCAUCCACGUCACCAUCACGACAAGGAGGAGGAGGACAGAAGCGGCGGCUGCAGAGCAAAGUCCCAGGGGAGCGUCUCAUUUCAAGCUGGGUCAAGCAAGGAGAAAGAAGUAACUAUCUCCAAGUCAUCAGGGUCAGGGUUGGGAGAUGGAAAGAAAGGUAGUUCAUACUUUCUUUUCGUUCUCUGCUCUGAGAAAUCCUGUGACGAGCAUUUAUGGGUUUGGAGCACAGGGAAAGCAGCUGUCUUUUCCACUGGGAAGAGAAACUAGUCCUUUUUAUUCUCUUUAAAUGGAUAUACACACACACACACACAUAUAUGUACAUGUGUAUGUACAUAUAUAUAUAUGUGUGUGUGUAUGUGUUAAAGGGUGAGGGGGAAAUACAUUCCCCUUUUCUACCCAUCUAAAUUAAUUAAUCUUAUCAUUUUCCAGUACUGCCUUGCUGGCUUUCUCUGAGAAGGCUAAAUACCCGACCCCAAGCCAUAUGCUGGGUUUUAACCAAACACGGGGUACAGACGCAUCUGGACCGACGGUUAUUUUCUUUAAUUUGGCUUCAGAUUCCCCAACCCAAGCGUUUUCCCUCGCCUCCUUGUCACCCACACCAGCUCCCAAGGGAAACCACCCGACGGAGGUCCAGGAGAUGGAUUCAGGUACAGACUGGAGUGUCUAGAUGGGAAACCAGGGCAGUUAUUCAGAAGUGGAAUGAAUGCAGUCGGUGUGUCUGGUACAUCUUGCCAUGGACAGUUUCUGAAAUCAUGCUUGGGCUCAGAGCAUGUGGUAUUUUUGCACUUUGUAUGCAGGAUGUAUAUUCAGGCUUCCAACAUGUCCCUUGUACGCCAUCAUUGGUAAUGACAGCCCCUUAAGGAUGUAUUGUUUUCUACGAUAUAUGUCACUUAAGUUCAUUGAUUUUACCAUCUUUGUAAUAAUGCCUGCCUUGAUUUCCCCACUGGUAGAUAUGCAUAGUCAUUAAAGAUGCACUAUCCCUGUUCUGAAGCUGUUUGGGUCCCAAUGACAGGAUCAUGUUUUAAAACUCAGUGGCUUAAAAAAAAAAAUUCCCGUGUUCAUUAAAAAAAAAAUCUCUACCUCCCCUUUUCCCUAAACAUCCCCCCCCCAAAAAAAACCUCACAAUGCAAAAACAUACAACCCGAGUGUUGUUUCAGUCAGCCCAGGAGGUGCAGUGUUUUUCUGCUUACUCUGCCAGCGUGGCUUGAUGAUCUGACCCCAGUCGUAGGCUAGCCCGCCACGUGUGACUGUCCCUCUCGGAUCAGUAGUUAUUAGAGCCUUUGACAUGCCCGUGCGUGUGUGUAUGUAGACAGGUUGAGUGUGGACAGAUCCAUAGACAAACACCUCAGUUCCACAUGGCGAAAUCCCUUUGAAAAAAAGGAUUCCACAUACAACGUUGUUGGGUACAGCCCAGACUUCCGGACUCUGCUUUGCUUCUCUUUAGCUGUUUUUCUGCUCUGUUUGAAGCAGAUUUCUUUAUUACACUGCACUGGAUUGCUAUAUUUUUAACCAGAAAUAAACUAAAGAUUAGAGCAUGUUCCAUUUAAGUUUAGUUCUUUUCCUUACACACUCACACACACACUCACACACGACCCAUCCUUCUCACAGUUUUGUUUAGUUCAAGGGUCUUUUUUGGGGGAGAGGGUGGGAGGGGACAUAGGAGGAGAGAGCAUCAGUAAUACAAAUACAUUUCUGACAGUUUGCUUUCUAAAGGGAUAUUACAUCUUUUGUACAUCUUAAUUUUCUGUUCCUCUUUUUUAAUAUUGAGUGGUUGCUGCAGAACCUAAAGUGAACCAAAUAAAGAUUCUUGUUAACUUGCAGCUCUGAGAAUCCUACAUGCUGGGAUACGUGUUUUGUAAUUCUGUUUGCAACUCUUUGUAAAGAUUAGCGAGACUUCUUUUGUACAUUCCAGUAACUGCAUGCCACAAAAUGGUACCUACAAAUGCAGGUUACAUUAUUUACAUGCAAACACCAUACAAUAUUUAGAUAUGUAUAAAAAAUUGACAGCACAAAAAUGCCUAUCAUUAAAUACGAGAACUAGUGGUUUCAUGCCUAGGGACUUCUCACUGGUGACUGACUGUUUUCCAUGACCACCAUUCCUGGCUGCCAGCCAAAUAAAUUGCCCCCCCCCCAACGAAUACCCCGGGACUUUUGUUUUGGGGUCAUCAUAUUCACAAGAUCCAACCGUUUCCUCUCAUUCCAAAAAGAAUGAAAGAGCUGGCUCGGAUCGAGGCUGUAAAGAGACUGUUUAGGUCUGAAAGACACCUGAAGAGUAAUUUUAAUUGGUUUCCAAAACAAUGUGAUUAAAAGCGAGGAUGACUUGAUUAAUUGUUGCAGGUUGAGCACUUGAAGACAGCACCUGCUCGUCACACCUUGGCCAGAGUCUCACAUUUCCCCAACAGCUACAUCACUCCUCAUUUUCUUCCACCAACAUUUACAGACUCGCUUCUCUCCAUCUCUUGCCUGAGUACACACACACACACACACACACACACACACACACACACACAUGCUUAUCUCACUGGAGGAAGGUAAAUGAGAAUUACGGGGUGGGUGGGGCAGUAUGGAAGCACUCACGCUAGCAGCUAUUUCCCAGUGGCCCAAAGCAUUUAGACAUUUUUUAAUUAAUACCCAAAGCAAUCCUGUAAGAAAGGUGCCGUUGUCCCUAUGCUGCAAAUGUGAAAGCUGAGGCACAGAAAAGUGAAAGAUUUUCCUAAAGACACCAGAUCGAUGGAUGGAGGGGGGAAAGGGGGUGUUGAAGAGAAGGGGAUUCUUACUGAAUCAUUCUUGGAAACCUGGUUUUCUAAACCAGGGCUUCUCAAAUUUUUCCCACUGGUGACCCCUUUUCACCCGAGAAAAUUUUACACCACUUCAGGUAUAUAGAUAUAUAAAAAAUGUAUACAAAUCAUUUACAGAUAAUAUAUCAUAAAUCCGUGACUCCCACAUUCAGUUACAAGACCCUUUAUGGAAUUACAAUACCACAGAUUCUGAGAUGUUGGUACAAAACAUACAUAUUUCAAUCAGAGUUAAAAAAAAUUUUUUUUUGAAAGCGUAUUUUAUUAAGAAGCUUGAAAAAUCAACAAUCUAAGUCAUCCUAAAAACAAAGUAUUUUACAUUGGUCCUUUUAGUUAUUCUCUUGACACUUAGCUAAACCCAACUCUUGACUAACCCCAGGUUAGUCCAAAAUAUAUAAAAAAAAAACUCGGGAGGAAAUGAGUCCUUGGUGAAAUCAGGUGGAGGAGUACCUGGGAAAGGAUUGACUUUUUAAAGGGAUUUCUUAUAGGAUUUUGUAGAGUGGCUUGACUUCUCUGUGCCUCGGUUUAUCUAUUUUUCUUACCUAAAACUUGAGGAUUUUCAUGAUUUCUAUUUCAGAUUUAUUUGUGCCUUUUGAAUUUAAUUUCCUGCAUAGGAAAUGUCUGAAUAGUUGAAUACCUAAAAAAUGCUCCUUAUCUCUCUGGGACUUGUAUGCUGCAGUCUUUGACCAAGAUGAUAUGAAUGAUGUGAUGUAUGUAAGGUAGCGUAUGGACAAGCAAGGCCUGGAGCCCACAGAAGGUCAGUGUGGCUCCCAAGAAAGGAGAGCAAAUAUAAUUGAGCAGCUCACUAAGGGAGAAAAAUCCCAGAAAUACAAGGGCUGAUGGAUUUUUUUUAAAGUGACCCUUAUCCCUUUCAAACAAAUGUCAACAUCCUUUUUUUUCUUUUAUUUUCUGAAUCAAAACCUCCUGAGCAUGGUAUGAUCUCAAGCCAAUUCACUGAAAUUUCUCAAAGCCACUGCAGGAGAGGUAUUUGGUGAAAUCACGAGAAUUAAUUGCAUUAACUCAAUUCUGGCCUCCAGAUGUUUCGUCCUCUGCCUUGCGAGGGCAGAAGAAAUCACAGGCCACCUAGUGUGGAAAAUGACCAAAUAGAGCCCCGGUGUUGGAUGAUUGCAGUGGGUAGAUAGCGCUCUUGUAGGGGAUGCACGAGCUGGAGUUGUUUGUCAUUCAGUUAUGAAAAAGACUUUCUGUAAAACAGGGAUUAACAUGUUAUAUCUCAAGUAGAGCUUUUGUCCUUGAGAUACCAUCUUGUAAAAAUGAAAAGGGACAAGAGGAAACCUUGCAAGGCCUGCUAGUUCAUCUCCUACCUUCCAAUAAUAUUAGCUAAACCAUUUGAGAUGGCUCAUCAGAGGUGACCAUUUUGAUAUUUCACUUUAUUUCCCCAUAUCUCAUUUCGAAUGUCUUUGUGGUACACACAUCUAGUUUGUUUCUUCUUCUUCUGCCUUUAAGCACAGAUGGAACUAAAGGUUAUCAGUAAUUUGUAUUUCCUCACUUAAAUCCCAUUUCUUUAACUUUUUUUUUUUUUUUUUUAUAAAAUCUGUCUUCCAACAUUUAUGCCUUCCUUUAGUUCAGUGAAAGUAACUAUGGGGAAGGUACCUCUCUAAAAUUGAGCAAAAAUCCACUCCACUAACUUUAACCAACUACUUGACCUGGUGGAGAAGAAAUGAAUACCAGCAUUUUCUCAUACCAAGUUAAGAUAGAGAAGGGUUCUCAACCUUUGCUGUAUUCUCAGAAUAACACUUUUAAAUGCCUCAAAUAAACAUGGAAUUACAAAGGAAACCAAAGGUUAGUGAAAAUUUAAAUAUUUUCACAGACUCUCCCAGGUUAAGAAACUGAGAUAGAUUAAUUCUUAUGAUAGAUAUUCAACAAACACUCCCUGGGGCAAAGAAUUUGCCUGUUAUUCACUUAAGAAUAAAAAGGGUCAAAAAUCCAGUUAAAGGAAAGUAUAUAGAAAGCCGAGGAUCAGCCUAAGGUAUUAGUAAUAUUGCCUCACAUCUGGCUGUCAGUGUUACUUAGAUAUUACCCAGAAUUAAGAGUAAACAAAUUAAUCCUUUGACACAUAAGUCCUGAGCAGCAUUGCUAAGACUGCCUUAAAUGAUGCAAGGGGGAGAAAAAACCAUGCAGUUGCCUUGACUUAUGCAAUGCCCUUGAAAAACAUAUCCUUUUCAGGCAUGUAGAAAUAUGUGAGAAGACUAAAAAUAUAGGAAUCCAUAGAUGAUAAGUUGGGACAGGCGAUGAGAAGCAGCAGUUGUCCUUGUGGCUUUGUGUCCAGGCAGGAUGGGGAAGGUUUUGGAGGGUUCUCUGCAGCUGAAAAUUUUGAGAAAAGGUGGCUAUCACCGUCUUAGAGAGUUGAUUCUAUUACUUGAUGGAGACUUUCAGGUUAAAAAUCCCUUGAUGGGCAUAUGGGUAACGGAAGAGAUUAUUUGGCUCUUGUACACAUGGUUUAAUACCUUGCCUACAGAGAGGGACUGAUUGUAUUGCAAAAUUAGGGCCUGCUUGAGAGAAGCAGAUAGUGUUUGUUUCAGUGCAUAGUACCAGAUUGGAAGGCAGAGGCAUUAUUUUUUUCUGAGCCUUUCCUAUGCCAGUCUUUGUGGGCAGAUGGAGGAGCCUGAAAUCAGGCACAGACCCAGUACUUUGCAAGGAAAAGGCCCUGGCUGUAAGAGUCAGCUUAACAUCACAACUGCUUCCCUUGCUUUAUUCAAUUCAAUACUUUCCAGUUAUUUACUGAAUGACUGUUACUUGCAAAGUUCUGGCCAGUGUCUCAGACCCACAAUGACAAAGGUCAAAGUAGAGAAUGGGUGCGACUUUACAUCCCUACCUCAUUUCUUGCUAUUUUUGUACUGUUAGUUGGCAAAAUGAAGAUCUCGAUUCUGGAGGAAAAAAUGAGAUUUUAGUGGGUUACAGAAUCGGUGGGUCCACAGUGAGAUAUGGCAAUUCAAAGAACUCUCAUGAACUCAGGCUGUAUUGAAAAGCAUAGAAUUGCACUGCCCUCUAUCCUGAUCAGUCACACCUGAAGUACUAUACUCAGUUCUGGGUGCCAUCGUUUGAGAAGGACAUUCAAAAGUUAAACAGAGUGUUGAGGAGGACCUCAAAGUUCAUGCCAUAUUGAGCAAAAGUAGGAUGGGUUGGUCUACAGAAGGAAACACUUAGGAACCAUUGGAUGUUUUUGGAAGGGAGACUAGACUUGUUUGAGAGGCUCUGAAUUGGUAGAUUCUAUUUACAGAGGAAGAUUGAAGCUCAGUUUAAAGAUAAAUAAUCGCAAAUAAUUAAAGUUGUUAUAUCAGGUGAAUUUCCUUAUAUUUAAGAGUAGAGGUAGAUAUAUAUAUAUAAAACACAAGGUUUUAUACACAGGUGAGAUGGCCUCUGAAGUCUCUCUCUCCACAUAUAACAAGGUUUCGUACAUAGGUGAGAAGGCCUCUGAGGUCUCUCUCGUUCUCCUGGGGAGGGCAUACUAAAUUUCCUCUCACUGGAGAUGUUACCGAGGAGAGAUGACCACCUCUUGACAUGUAGAGAUAGAUUACUCUUCAGAUAUGGGUUGGGCCCUCCAAGAUCCCUUCUUACUGAUAUUUACUGACUCAUUUCAUCAUCAGUCACAUAUUCAGAAACAGUAAAAUCAGUAGUCUCCUUGAAACAAAAAGUUUGGUCGUUUUGUUUCUGUUUUCCAUUCAAAGAGGCUUAGUGGGGCUGAAGUGAGCUAGGGAUUCAUGACAUUUUCCUUAGCACCUUUCUUCACGAGGUUAUUUUCUACUUCCUAUCCCUCUUCCGUCAAGUUUAUGUGGGUAUCCACCAACUGGUCUUGUAAACUCUUCCGUGGUGGCUAACAUUUUUAAGGCAGCUAGGGGAGUCUUGACCUGUAUAUGGGGCAUAGUCUCUUCCCCUAGACAGAUGCUGUCCCCUCCAUCCUGACGUCUUGAAAAGCUUUCCUUUCUAAUAUCACAGUACUCCACCCCCCAUCUCAUUCAUAACAAACAGCACAGAGACUUCUACUCUCUUUGUAUGAAGAUAUAAUAAGGAUAUAAUUUUGCUCCCAUGUCCGACUUCUCUCCAUAUCGAUAACAUUUAGAAAACUAAAGAUUCCUUGUCGGGAGUCCUCUGUCCAACAUUCAUUUGGAGUUGGAGGAAAAGACAUUUUCCCUCUGAAAUUCAUGCGGAUGAUUCCUAAUGUAAGGUGUUCUACAGAUGAUUUCUAACUUCACUAAAUGCCCCAUGACAGAGCCCAUAUUCUGUGGCUGAAAGGGAAAAUCUCUAACCAGCCAGAUGGCUUCUCUCAAUAGUAGGGUCUGCCUCAGGGGAGCGGACAGUUCAUCGCCCAUAUGAAGUGACAGAGAUGUCUGAAGGAGAAGCAGCCGCUUAUCUUUUCCUUAGAAAGGAUGGAGCUGCUCACUUACACAGCGGCUGGAUGUCACCGCUGCCGAAAGGCAGCGAACAUCACAUAAUCUUCUGUUUUUUGCUGCAACAAGACUCCAAAAGCCAGAGCCUCCACCGUGUUAGCGAACCCUGCUCAGCCCAUCCCUCUAUUUCUCUCUCCAGCUCUGGAAAGUCAGCUUUCUCACUUCAGAUUUUCCAAAAGCAAGUGAGACCUGCCCAGUUUAGCACUGUCACUGCCGUAAUCAGAAGAGCUGUGACCUGCACUUCCACCUACUGCUGGGUCUUCCUGGGGGGAAGGGAGGUCUGGGGCAAGAUGGGAGGGAGGGGGGCAAACCAGGGCCCAAUGCUGUAGAUUCAAGUCAACCCUUUGUCUAGUUCUACUUCUCAUGCACAUUUGCCAGCUCCUAUUUCCUCCCUGCUCCUAUUCCCUGGAAGCAGGGGCUUCCUCUUAAUACUCACGGCAACAUUUCCUUAUUUCUGGUGCCUACAUGACUUCUGAGGUUCAGACUAGCACCCUACUGGACACAAACUUAUUUAGCUGCAUUUUUGCAUCAUGUGCCCACCCAAAGUACCCGUUCUAAAAAGAAAAACCCAAUCAUCCUUUUGGAAAGCUGCAUAUGAAAACUUGAUCAUACACUAGACAUGAAACCACUAACCCUUACAUGGAUGCCUUUUUGUGACUCCUUAAGUAAACAGUCUAAAUCUGCAUUUUUCUUUUUUCUGGUUCUGUUCUUUUUUUUUUCUGGUGCAUGUAAACUGUUUGCUGAUACAGUGCAAUUAUUUUGUGCAUUGACAAAAAAAAAAAGGGAAUGUUGAAUAUAUUCUGAUUUUUUUUUUUCUCAUUGAUGAAGUGGCUAAAAAAAGUUACCUCGGCCUUUUUUUCUUUUCUUUUAGCUGAAAGAAAAUAGCCUGGUUACUUAAAAAAUGAUAAUAAAAUAAUUUUCUUUAAUGAAUGUAAUUGCUUAAAUCAUCCCCUUAUUCUGCAUUGAACCACAUAAUGGAAGAUGGUGAAGGGACACUGUCAAGAUGGAAAGAAAUCUUUUGCCCACUUUGGUAAUAAAUAUCAUAAAUUAGACAAAUUUUGAGAAACUGGAAUCUUUUCCUGAUGACCAACAAGCUAUUUCCUCACUGCCUUUAAUUCUCUGCGACCUGCUUUGCUUUGUGGGGAGUUUUGCCAGUGGCCCAUGUCAAGUAGAUGGCACAAAUUUGAGCCCAAAGGAUUGAAUCUGGAUUGACAGUGUCCCUUUAAAAGGUCUUUUGAAAAAUGUCUCGAUUUCCUGGAGGAAUACUGCAACAAACAUUUAGCUAAGAAAUAGUAGAUGCCAUCUUUAUUCCCAAAUAGUGAUCAUUUACAUUUGUGAUCUAACAGACAUCGAUGAAGAAUUUACUGCAUUCAAGACACUGUGCUCCACAUGA
This is a messenger RNA of Sarcophilus harrisii (Tasmanian devil), 12057 nucleotides long. RefSeq names its product junctophilin 3 (gene JPH3). NCBI's taxonomy places the organism in Eukaryota, Metazoa, Chordata, Mammalia, Dasyuromorphia, Dasyuridae. The coding region runs from base 839 to 3115 and encodes 758 amino acids. The transcript is spliced from 5 exons. The record is from RefSeq and is a predicted model, not a curated record. Gene Ontology annotation, cellular component: endoplasmic reticulum membrane; junctional membrane complex; plasma membrane. Gene Ontology annotation, biological process: regulation of synaptic plasticity.